Hippoglossus stenolepis (Pacific halibut) is the source of this 8269-nucleotide messenger RNA. RefSeq names its product transmembrane protein 132E (gene tmem132e). Lineage: Eukaryota; Metazoa; Chordata; Actinopteri; Pleuronectiformes; Pleuronectidae. The transcript is spliced from 9 exons. Bases 1170 to 4433 code for a protein of 1087 amino acids. The record is from RefSeq and is a predicted model, not a curated record.
UAUUUUAAGGUGAACACGUUGAGUUUGAAGCGGAGUUAAGAACCGGGACCGAGGCGGCUUUGGAUCGGAGAGGACACCGAGAGAAGCAGCUCCAAACCCCGCAACAAACCCCCCCCGCAGCCCGGAGGAGCGCAGCGCGGGAUUUACGCACGAUUCAGAUUCAGACCCAGACCAGGAGCGGAGUUGUUGGGACUUGUCCGCGGCGCAGACUCCGGUGAGCAGCGGCAGAAGCACCGACGAUGCUCGGCUCCGGUUCUCCGGCUCACACUCCUCAGACCGACCCGGAAUAAGACGCGUAAAGUGGGUGUCCCGCUCGUUCCUGCUCCACCGGCUCGAGGAGCGACGUCCCCCCGCUGAGCGUCGCCUCUCGCCGCGGUAGGUGAACUACUGGAACCCGGAGGAUUAAACACAUUUUAAUGACAUUUAACUGUGUUUCGGCUCCGAGACGAUUCCCCCACCGGCCCCUGUGUGAACGAACCGGGAGAAGUCAGUGACAGCUGCGGCGGAACGGUGCGUAUCCCCCGGGUGGACCCUCUCUUUUCCCCGGCCCCUUCUCUCGAGCACCGUCUCCAUGAUUUACGCACGGAUUUGGGUUUUUUGAAUUUUGAUUCGGAGACUGGUUUUUAUCACUGGUCUGUCUGGAGCUUGUUGUGCGGGGCGAACACGCAGGGCUGCGGGAGCCAGGACGCGCGUCAUCUCCACUCCUGUCCGCUGGUUUCUGAUUCUUUCUGGUGGGGGGGGUAAUCAGGCUUUUUGUUUGCGCACGAUCACUUCCAGGAGCGCGGUGGUUCCUGCCCGUGUCCACUCGGAGCAGAGCACCGUGAACUUUCUUCCCCCGCGUGGAAACCAGACCUCGGCUCCUUUUCCUUUCAUGUCGCUCGGAGCAGGCGCGGAUCGGCCGUGCCUUUGAUCUGCUGCUCGCCAACACGCAUGAGACACGUGAGGGGGACAGCGGCGGCUCUCUGAAGACCCACAGUGAGGUGGCACUCACACGCACGCACACGCAGAGGGGGAAAAACGCGCAGAUAUUUAUCUUUUCCAUUGCGCAUUAUCCAACUUGAGACGCCCGGAGGACCUGCGCUCGGCACCGCGUGGAGCCGAGCACCUGCACCGAGGUUUAUUUAACUGGAACAACUGGGAUUUACCGUCCAGCCGCUGGGAUCUCUACCAUGUCCGGGGCACGGGAUUUCAGAUGGACCCUCCUCAUCUGUGUGGCGGCUCUUUCAUAUGCCCUCGCAGGUAAAAUCUUUCCAACCACCUCGAAUGCCCUCCUCAGCUCCUCGGCGAUGACAGCCAGCCCUUCACCCCCCAACGUGUACCUUCCCGCCAACUUCAAGAUGUCCAAUGCACAACUGGCUUUCUUUUUACGAGAGGUCGAGAUCACAGGACAAACGGUUGGCGGCGGCGGCGGCGGUAGGAGCAGCAGUAGCCCCAGCGCUGGACACCCGCUGCAGCGAGCUGAGAGUUUUGUGGUUUUCCAGACAAAAGACCUCCCUGCCAUCAACAUAAGCUUUGGGCCUUACGCCAGAGACCAGGCCCUCACCAAGGAGUUGCUCCAGCCAGCUAGUCCUCUGGAUAUCCCCGGGCAGCUAACGGUCAACUGGAAGGUGCGGGCCUUCAUUGUCCAGGCCCGGGUCUUCUCCAACAACCCCACGGUCCAGGUGUUUUUCUACAUCGCUGGCCGCGACUGGGAUGACUUCAAGGCUCAGGACAAGAUGCCCUGCGUCCGUCUGCACGCCUUCCGGGAUGUCCGUGAAAUUAAAACCUCCUGCCGCAUGAAAGGCAACCUGGCGCAGUGCUUGGCGCAGCUGGAUCUGCCUCCGUCCUGGUUUAACACCAACGUGGCCCCACUGGGCAGGAGGAAGGGCUCUGGUGACGGGCUCCUGGACGGGCUCACCAGUGAGACCCUCCAGGCUGAGCUCUACUACACUCUCCAUGAGCCCAAUCUGGAAGGGGAGUGCAGUGAGGGUUCAGGUCACAGGGGUGGUGGGGCUUCCAGGGGAGAACCUCUGUCACAGCACCCCCUGCUGCGCAUUGGGAGCAUCAGCCUGUACCAGGCCAGUCAGGAGCAGCUGCUGGUGGACAAGCAGCUGGACAAAAACAUGUUCCUCAGGCUGCCCGAGAAGCCCCUGAAACCCGGAGAGACCCUCAAGAUCUUCCUCUACUUGAUGCCCAACUCCACUGUGGAGCAGUUCAGCCUCAAGGUCAAAGCAAAGAAGGGGGUGAACCUGCUCCAGACCAAGUCCAAGAACGCCCAGUGGAAGGUGGACUGGGAGGUGCAGUCCGGCGCCAAGCACUCCAUCACCACCAUCGACGUGAACAAGAACAAAGGAGUCAAACAGGGGGACGUGCUGGGCAACGUGGAGGUGAUGCAGCUGGAUUUCGAGAUGGAGAACUUCACCAGCCUGUCCGUGACGCGGAGGAUCAACUGGAACAUCGACUACAAGGGGCAGAACCCGCCCCCCGAUUCAGACAAGGUGGUGACGGAGCUGACGGUGGUGCAGCGGGACAUUCAGGCCAUCAUCCCUCUGGCCAUGGACACUGAGAUCAUCAACACAGCCAUCCUGACGGGACGCACCGUGGCCAUCCCUGUCAAAAUGGUCUCCAUAGAGAUGAACGGGGCCGUGACGGACGUGUCCUCCUCCGUGCAGUGCAAGUCCUCCAACGAAGACAUCGUGAAGGCGUCCAUGAAUUGCGACUACGUGUUCGUCAACGGGAAGGAGACGCGGGGCUCCAUGAACGCCAGGGUCAUCUUCAGCUACGAGCACCUGAGCGCGCCGCUGGAGCUGACGGUGUGGGUGCCCAAGCUGCCGCUGCAGGUGGAGCUGUCCGACAGCAACCUGAGCUUCAUCAAGGGCUGGAGGGUUCCCAUCCUGCCCGACAGAAGGAGCACCAGAGACAGCGACGCGGACGAGGACGACGACGAGCGGCGGGUGAGCCGGGGCUGCACGCUGCAGUACCAGCGCGCCCUGGUCAAGGUGCUGACCCAGUUCCACACCACGUCCACGGAGGGAACCGACCAGGUCAUCACCAUGCUGGGGCCCGACUGGCAGGUGGACGUCACCGACCUGGUCCAGGACUCCCUGAAGGUGGCCGACCCCAGGAUAGCGGAGCUGGUGGACAGGACCAUCCUGGUGGGGCUGGAGCUGGGAUCCACCGCGCUGAAGGUGGAGUCUCCGCUGGCGGUGGAUGCGGUGCUGGGAGAGUCUGCCUUCUCCGUCACGGACGACAAGGUCUCCAUCACCGAGCUGCGGGUUCACGCCGUCUCGGGCUUGACCCUGUCGCUGCAGCCCAGCCCCGGCAACAGCCACACCAUGGUGGCCAAGGCGACCGGCGUGCAGACGCUCACCGCUCCCAAACAGGAGGCCAGUUUUUCUAUCUGGAUGCUUUUCAGCGACAACACAGCCGCGACGCUGACGUACUUCGACCCCAAAGACUACAACCUCAACGCCUCCACGCUGGACGACAAGGUGGUGUCCGUGUCCCAGGAGCCUCAGCAGCGCUGGCCCGUGGUGGUGGCGGAGGGCGAGGGAUCCGGCGAGAUCGUUCGUGUAGAAAUGACCAUCUGUGAGGCGUGCCAGAAGACCAAGCGCAAGAGCGUCAUCGCGUCUGCUGCGGUGUAUGCGAAGGUCCGGUUUGGCCCGGAGGAAGACUCCGAGGAAGAGGUGACCACAGAGGGCGAGAUCGAGCUGGUGCCCGUCACGAGACGCACAAUCCUCGAUCCCAACAUCAAUGGAAGAGUUUAUGAGACGUCCAACGAGCAGCCGGCCAGUGUUCCCAUCGAUUACACCAACUUCCCCACGAUUAGCAAUGAGGAGCAACCGACUGAGAGCGACGAAGAGGAGGAAGACGACUUUGUGCAUUCACCUCGCAACAUGACCGACCUGGAGAUUGGCAUGUACGCUUUGCUGGGAGUCUUCUGUCUGGCCAUCUUGGUCUUUCUCAUCAACUGCAUCGUCUUUGUGCUGAAAUACCGACACAAGCGGAUCCCGCCCGAAGGUCAGGCCAACAUGGACCACUCCCACCACUGGGUGUUCCUGGGAAACGGCCAGCCCCUGAGGGCCCAGUGCGACCUCUCCCCGCAGCAGAUAGAGAGUCCCAGUAACCCUUUGGAGGGCGUACAGACUUGCUGUCACGGCGACCACCACAGCAGUGGCAGUUCCCAGACCAGCGUUCAGAGCCAGGUGCACGGGCGCGGCGACGGCAGCUCCGGUGGCUCGACGAAGGAGAACAGCGAGGACGCCAGCUCACCCACCUCCAAGCGCAAGAGAGUGAAGUUCACCACCUUCACCACCCUCCCCACAGAGGAGCUGCCCUACAACUCCAUCCCCAUUGCAGAUGAGGAGGACAUUCAGUGGGUGUGCCAAGACAUGGGCUUUCAAGACCCAGAGGAACUGCACGACUACAUGCGCAGAAUAAAAGAAAUAGCCUGAGAGAAGCGGUGCGGUGUGAAGCACUGCUCUCGGCUUUCUAAAGAAACGUUACUUUCUAUUUUUCUCUUUUUCACCUCUGUGAAAGGUAAUUUUUUCACAAACUAAAAGGCCAAUUGUUGUUUCGGUUCAGGUCUGUUCCAUUUAGUUUGCACAGUGCUGUAAUCUCAUACACGCUCACACGGAAGAGGAGGGAGGAAGAAGCCAAAGACUUGACCACAGGAUCUCGAUCACUAGAGAAACCUGUAAAAUUGUGGCUACGGGGAAAUAAGUGUUUCACUGGGGAAGCCGAGCCAUGGCCAGACGUGAGAGCUGCUCCGGGAUCAGUUUGGGAGAGGAAGCCUGAUGUGGACAGGAGGUUUAGUUUGAGCCACGUGUUCGCUGGUUCAUUGGGACUCUGUAGUAACUGUACCUACGCCAAACUCAGAGGCCUUUGAUGAACAGAAAACUGUCAAAGACUCUCGUGAAAGUUUAAAAAAAAGAAAAGAAAAAAAAAAAUCAUUUUGUUUUUUUGCCAAAGUAGGAAAACUUGUUCUUUUGACGGCAAAACUUCUUUCGUUGUUGUUCUCGGUGCAGCACACUCAUGGUUUGUACUCAUGCUCAUUCUUUAGAUUUUUCUACAUUUCAUAGGUCGUCUCAAACAGUGCCCGACAACUAGUCCUCCUGGUCCCCAUCGAAUCUAAUGCCUUAUCAAAAAAACGCUCACAGUUCACUCCUCCGGAACACGUGUCCUCACCGCGGCUCGAGCCAGCGCAGUGAGAGCAGCCGUGUAGAACACCACAGCUGAUCUCCAGCAUGAGGUGUAAGUAGAAAAAGAGCUUGUGUGCUGUGAGGGCCUCUCACAGUCUUUGCAUGGCCGGGGAUCUCGAGGCACAAUCAGCAACUUUUUUCCAAAUUUGUAAAUGUUUGUAUUGUAGUUCUAUAAUCAUUCACACACACCGCAGAAGUAAGUAUGUUACCAUGCAUUACACGCAUGCCAUGUCCGGCCUACACGCAGACAUCCCUCUCUCUAGUAUAUGUAUAUAUCGUAUCGAGCGGGAGUCGCCGCCGGGCGCCACACAUUUAACACGUUAGUCACUCCAACUGAGGGAAGUGCGCGGCUGGGGCGGAUGUGUUGAAACUUUUAUAGUCUUGUCGUGAGUAGAAGGUUUUGCCUCGGUGACGUCCCGACAGAGCUGCAGCUUUCUAACUAAGCUGGUAUCGCAUUUGAUUGUCGAGCGCGAGAAUUUUGCUAUGCACCAGAACUGUGACGGAUCGAAAUCUCUUGAUUUAUUUCCCUUCCUUUAAAUUCAGGCUGGGACCCCCAGGCCUUCUGGGAGAACUGAAACCUUCUCGCUGAAAACAAGAUCCUCUAAACUCUGCAGGAAAAAAAACGUCCUCCACCCACAGAGAAGAUUACUGAACAGAUUAUUGAUUUUGCUCCAUCCUUUAACUCAUGGUCAUCCCAUGUUGUCAUGAUGUGUUUCAGACCCACUGUGUUCCGUCUGUAAUCCCUGUUAUGUUUGAUAUGUGAGAUCGAACCCGAGGGGGGGGUCACGGAUUUGCUUCGGCUGAAUUUUGUUGAACGGGACCAGACACUCGCAGCUCUGACGCCGGAGGCCGUGAAGAUGCUGCGGAGGAUUUCGUUUCGAACAGGAAUCUCACACAAGAUGCUGAUUGGCUUCAUUGGCAAUUCAGAGUGGGUGAGAACACCAGUGGAGGUCGAGUGCAGGUUUUCUUGUGCUAAUUGCGAUGUUGAAUUUGUAAAGUCUGUGUAAAGAAAACAGAAAAUGUGAGUUUCUGCAGGUUUGGGCAAGUUGUUAUUUUUUCCCGUUUUUUUGCUGAAACAAACCACACAAGGCAGCUUUGUCUCAUCGGAGGAAUGAAAAACGGGUUUGGCCACAUUCACCAGUAGGAGCAGAUUAUUUGAAAGUUACCCAGUGUUAACUUCUCCACCUUUUCUUUAAUACUCAUCACUCUUACGAAGUUUAAGUAAGAAGUUCUGCUAAUUCUGGCAUCCGCGGACCAUGCAUCGUGCAGGACGGAGGCGUAGCUAGCUAGCGAGUCGUAGUAGGUGUUGAAACAGGCAACUCAGCAGGAGAAUCACUGAUGCUAAUGUGCUCUAUUUUUAUAUAUCGUCACAGUCGUACAGGAGAGGUUGUGCUCGUUCUUAGCGCGCCCCCCGAGAAAAUACCCAGACACAAAACAGAUAAACGAACACAGGUCAGUACGUCACAGAUUAGUCUCCUCACUUUGAUUUUAGAUAUUAUUUUCUAACAUGUUUAAUGUGUUUAGAGACAAAUCCUUCACACCGACUUUAAAGGUUGACUGACAACACGACACUAAAGCAGAAGGGAAAGAGCAGAAAGUGCGAUUUCGACGGGAAGUUGCAGAAGCGUAGUAGCUGAAGGCAGAGUUUGUAUAUUUAAUUGCAGUUGCGGUGACUUUUCAUCACGAGUGUGGACGACUGGAGACGACGUUUGAAGCUUGAUGUUCCUCCGGCUCAGAUCUCACACGGAACAAGUUCUCUUUCAGGACUAAUGAAGCAACGACGAGACGGAAAAUUAGUUUCCGUGUCACUUUCCUUUAAUUCUCUCCUCCGCUGCUUCUAAGGGCUUGGAUUUCUCUCAUUGUUUCGUGCUAACCGACUUGACUGACAGAUUUUUUUUGCUGAGAAACCCCAGUGUCACCUGUUCCCUCUGCGGUGAUGAGGAGCGCUAAGCUCUUGUUCAUUUGGUUUUCCAUCCUUCCUGCUUCUCAGCCCCGGCAGCCUCGUUAGAGUCCCAAUCCAGAAUCGUUCUCCUUGUGGAAGAAAUACCAGCAUCAUGUUUUCUAUUUAGUUCAGCUCCUUAUUCGUUUGCUGAUUUCAUGUUACAGCUAAAAACAAUUGUUAAACGUGAUCUAAAGACGGACACAGUGUCCUCCAGCUACGUUGUAAGAUGCUUUGAGAUUCUUUUCCAUCUGUAAACCAGACCUCUCAAUAUUCUACAUGUAUAUAUAUAUUUACCCACAUUUGAUAUAUCGAUAAAUCCUGGAUUGGGACUCGAAGCUUUUUGAUUUUUACUGCAUGACCUCUUUCUGUUCCUCGUGUUUGAAAAUGAGCAACGAGCUGUAAAAUAAUCUUCAAUCCGUGUUUAACAUCUUUUGAAAGGGAAAGAGGAUGAGACUUCUUUUUUUUUUUGCGAGUCCAAGCCCCGUCCUUCAGCCACAGCAUCGACCUCGAUCUGCCAUGAGAGCUGAGAGAAGCUGGGAGCGUUUUAACACUUUCAACAUUCACGUGUCUCAGGAUGAAUGUAGGCUCCUUAACUCCAACUGGCUUGUUUUGUGUGUUUCGUGUUGUCAGCCUCGAUCUGGUGGCGUCGGUGUAAUGGAUUAAGUGUCUAAUAGCAGCUUCUUUCAACUGUUCUGUUCACGAUUUUUUCCAGUUUUUCCCACAAAUUUACUCACACGAUAUGUAAAUAUGUUGCACAUAAUAUUAUACAAAACAGAAAAACUCUGAUUUAUAGAUCAUUUCUACAUCCUACUUCGCAUUCGUCUGUGGGUUUUUUUCAUUUUUUUUGUAACGCUGUUUCAGUAACGCUGCAUAUAUAUUGGUUCUUUUUUAAAUUGUCUUUAAGCUGCUAAUAGAAACUUUAGUCUUCUUAACAACAUGUAAUAGAAGAUCUUGAAUUGUAUUUUCCUGCUCUCCCUGUGGAAACUGUGCACGACGUGCACGACUCAGUUGGCUGUGCCAAGUUACCACCACACUGACUAUACUAUGUUAAUGUACAGAGCACCGUUAAAUUUCAUGUAUUCUCUUGAAAACAAACCCUUGUAUUUUCCUGUUAAAUGUAAAGUACUAAAGAAAAUGCAAUACACAA